GCGGGGCCGUGAGCGCGGAGCGGCCGCCGGGGCCGUGGCCAUGGCGGGGCCGGCCUGACCCGACCCGACCCGCGCUCGUCGCCGCCGCGAUGUUGCCGAGCCAGGCCGGGGCCGGGAACGGUGCCGCCGCCGCGCUGGCCCGCGGCUCGGGGUUGGGCCGGUCGCCGGUGCCGCGUGGGGCGAACGGCGGCGGGGUUGCGGCGGCCGUGGCGGCGGCGGGGCCGCCCGGGGGCCGCCUGGAGCGGGAGGCGUUGUACAGCGGCAGCGAAGGCGACUCGGAGUCGGGCGAGGAGGAGGAGCUGACCGGCGAGCGGCGCGGCGUGAAGCGGGGCCUGGCCGAGGCGGCGGCGGCGGCGGCGGCGGGGCCCGCGGCGGGAGCGGCGGCGGCCGCCUACAGCGGCGGCGGCGGGGGCGCCGGGGCCGUGAGCGGCGCCAAGCCCGGCAAGAAGACUCGCGGCCGGGUGAAGAUCAAGAUGGAGUUCAUCGACAACAAGCUGCGGCGUUACACCACCUUCAGCAAGAGGAAAACCGGCAUCAUGAAGAAGGCCUAUGAGCUCUCCACGCUGACUGGCACUCAAGUCCUGCUGCUGGUGGCCAGCGAGACGGGCCAUGUGUACACGUUUGCCACGCGGAAACUGCAGCCCAUGAUCACCAGCGAGACGGGGAAGGCGUUGAUCCAAACGUGCCUCAACUCCCCGGACUCGCCCCCGCGCUCGGACCCCACCACGGACCAGCGCAUGAGUGCCACGGGCUUCGAGGAGACAGACCUCACCUACCAGGUGUCCGAGUCGGACAGCAGCGGGGAGACCAAGGACGCCCUGAAACCAGCGUUCACUGUCACCAACCUGCCAGGGACGACGUCCACCAUCCAGACAGCCCCCACCACCUCCACCUCCAUGCAGGUCAGCAGCGGCCCGUCGUUCCCCAUCACCAACUACCUGGCGCCAGUGUCUGCCAGCAUCAGCCCCAAUGCCGUCACCAGUGCCAACGGGACAGUGCUGAAGACCCCUGGAGCCAGUGCUGUGACAUCUGGGGGCCUCAUGCCCAUACCCACGGGCUUCACCCUCAUGUCAGGUGCUUCCCUUUCUCCGGGGACCCCUCCCAUUCCUCUGGCUCAGUUGCAGCCUCACUCCCUGGCUCUUGCCAGCCAGCAGGCCCAGGUGGUGGCGGGUACGGCUGGACCGCUGCAGCAGGCACAGCAGACAGUCUUCCGCUUCCCUGCCAGAGCUGGAGGGCAGAUCGUGUCGCUGACAGGUGGUACCAUGGCUCAGCAGGUCCCAGUCCAGGCGAUCCAGGUGCACCAGGCACCGCAGCAAACGUCUCCUUCUAGUGACAGCAGCACUGACCUUACACAGACCUCUUCCAGUGGAACAGUGACCCUCCCAGCGACCAUCAUGACGUCGUCUGUGCCAACCACGGUGGGUGGGCACAUGAUGUACCCCAGCCCGCACGCCGUGAUGUACGCGCCCACCCCCGGCCUGGCCGACGGCGGCCUCGCCGUCCUCAACGCCUUCUCCCAGGCGCCCUCAGCCAUGCAGGUGUCCCACGGCCAGGUCCAGGAUCAGGGUGGCGUGCCCCAGGUGUUCCUGACAGCCCCAUCAGGCACCGUUCAGAUCCCAGUCUCAGCUGUCCAGCUUCACCAGAUGGCUGUCAUCGGGCAGCAGAGCAGCAGUGGCAGCAGCCUGACGGAGCUGCAGGUGGUCAACUUGGACACCUCACAUGGCGCCAAGAGUGACUGAGAGGCCUCUGCUGCCGGCCCUGUGCCGUCCCUGGUUCCUCACGCCAGCGCCGGGGCUGGUGGCGAUUCCUUCUCCUACAGACUGCACCAGUUAUUUAUUGUUGCCUUUUCACGUUUCCUUCAUCCACACACACGCGCACACACACACACAUGCACCCACCCACCCACACAGGCAUGGCGUGGGGCUGUAGGACCCCCUUGAGCUGGAGCCGUGCAGGGCCUCGAGGGCGUUUGGAUGCCGCCAUAGCUGCGCUUUGUCUCGUGCCAGCCAAAGAAACUUGUCUCUCGAGAGGAGGAUCGCUCCGUGCUGUCCAGAACCGCAGCGGGCCCUUCCCAGCUGGAGGCUCCGACCCCUCCUGGGCACCCGGGGCCGCCUCACCCGCCAGCGUCCCCUCGGCGUGGGGCUCGACUCGGGCCCGGAGAGCCGUCCCGCGGGUGCAGAGCGGGCCCAGGCCGCGCCGCUGGCCUCAGCAAUGUGCCUUUGUGGGGCCGCCAGGCCCUGGCCGCAGCGGCUCUCGCUGGGCUCCGGCCGGGGGAGAGUGGCCGGCUUGCACGUGCAUCUGCGGCGGGGCCUGCGCGCCCUCCCUCCCUCUCUCCCUCCCAGGGCUCGGCCCCAGCCUCCUCGUAUGCACUACAGUGAAGCCCUCUGCCCUCAGUGCCUCCUCGCAGGGCUGGCUCUGCCCCGGGGGAUGCACGGCCCCUCGCACAGCACAGGGGGCCGGCAGCUGGAUGUCCCGGGCAGCUCUCUGUGGCCGGCCCGGCCCCACGCCCUCCUCUCGGCACUCACGCUGCUUGAGGAUUCUGGACACCCAGGGGAACGUGGCCGGGUCUUUCCCACAUACCCCCGCAGCUCCAGCCAGCGCUUUCUGAGUUUCUGUGUCGGAUGCAAGGUGUAGAAACAAGUCUCAAAGGGAAGAGCCCCCGUGGCACGGAGCUGCUGGGCGCGUGGCAGGGCUCUUCCUCUGAGCGCCGGGUGACCCAAGGGCCAUCCCGGGCCGAGCGGCAGUGGCUGUGGUGCUGGUGCAGGCUCAGCAGAGGCAGGGGGAGAAGGGCUGGAGCGUGCUUGGUCCUGCAUGGGAGUUGCUGUGAAUGGCUCUGCUACCUAGCCCUGUCCCUGGAGGGAGAGUGAGCAAGUGAGAGAAGCUGCUGAAUCCUUAGGGGGAAGAAGCAGCUACUGUAACUUUUUUGUUUUCUUUAAGUUAAAGACAAAAAGAAGCCUUGGAGAAAAAAAAAAAAGACAAAAAAAGACAAAAAAACAAAAAAGAAAAUGACUUUAUUUUUCUAAGUGUUAAACUCAGUAUUUAUGUAAUUCUUUAAGGAAUAAAAGUUUGGCUCCUGUACAGUUUUCAUGGGGUUUGUACCAGGGGGAUGGGAGAGGGGGGUGGGUGGGCACGGAGGCAGGAAAGGGGCCUUGCUUUUGAGUUUGUAUUGUAACCUUGGACAUGUUCCCUCAGCAUUAGCGUUUAAGCUGCGCUCUGCACCCGCCAGCACGUGCCGGGGACCGGGCUGAAGUGAGCGGGACGCUUGUUUCCCACUUACCUGUCCCGAGUGAGGACUCUGUACCCAUCCGUUUGGGCUUAGCGGGCAGAAGGGCAAGUGAAGGCAGUGUGUGCUCUCCAGAAGUGGGGAACCCAUCCCUCGGGAGCCAAGGGGCUUGCAGCAGCGUGCCCAGGAGCCAGAGGUGGGCUGGAGUUUUCUCUGUUCGCCUCUGGGCCUGGGAGCUGCGGCUGUUCUGUGGCUGCUCUUGGUUACCUGUGACUGCCUAAGGGCUAUGGGCACCUCCACUCCUCUCAGACUGGCAAGUGGCCAGCAGUGGCUAAUCUCUGCUCUUGCUGUGCAGGUAGCCUCUCCUGAACUCCCAGCUGAUGAUCUGGGCUGUAAUUCCCCCGUGUACAGCUGUUCCUUUAAGUGCAGAGAUGUGGACAAGUCCCCUCCAAAGCCCUCGCUGCCAAGAGCUCUCAGAAGGGUAUUUCAAUCUUUUAUGCAGCCUGGGAAGGGCUCAUGAGGAGUGGGGUGGCCCAUCUGGUGAGAGUGACGCUGUGUGGGCCUCCCCUCAGUGUCCGUGCUGCUCAGCAAUGCCUCCGAAACAAGGCUGAGUACUGAGGAGCUCUGCCGGGGAGAAGGAUGGGGCUGGGGUUUGCAUCACCCUUUGCCCCAGCACCUCACCGUGCCCUAGCUUUGCUCCCCUUUGCUUGUGCCAGCGUGGUGGAGCAGAGCUGGUGUGGGCUGGGAUGGCAGGAGUGGCCCUGCUGCUACAGGGUGCCCGACUGCGUUCCCUCCCUGGCUUCCCAAAGGCAACUGCUGGUUAAACGCUAAUGGUGUAUUUUAUUUAAGUGCAGACUUGUAAGAACACUUGUGUAUCAGGGAUGAAAUGGCAUUUACGUGUGGUGACAUUUUUAGUUCAUUUUACUGGUUUGAAGGGGGGGGUGUGUGUGAGGGGAGUGUGUGUGUGUGUGUGUGUGUGUACACAUAAGUGUGUGUGGGAUGAUUAUGGUUUUCUUUUUCCCUCCAGUUUCCAGGGUUGUGUUUCUGGAAGGAUGUGGAAGUAAUCACAGUACUAUGUACAGAGCUUUCUUUUGUAUUAAAAACAAACAAACAAAAAAUUUACUCUUUCAAUAAAUGUUAUCAUUUUGUGCACAGA
This is a messenger RNA of Colius striatus (speckled mousebird), 4379 nucleotides long. It is a transcript of the gene SRF, whose product is annotated as serum response factor. The record is from RefSeq and is a predicted model, not a curated record. The transcript is spliced from 8 exons. Gene Ontology annotation, molecular function: DNA-binding transcription factor activity, RNA polymerase II-specific; protein dimerization activity; serum response element binding. The coding region runs from base 90 to 1739 and encodes 549 amino acids. NCBI's taxonomy places the organism in Eukaryota, Metazoa, Chordata, Aves, Coliiformes, Coliidae. Gene Ontology annotation, biological process: positive regulation of transcription by RNA polymerase II.